Messenger RNA from Pyrus x bretschneideri (Chinese white pear), 1278 nucleotides. Its product is annotated as GDSL esterase/lipase At5g37690-like. NCBI's taxonomy places the organism in Eukaryota, Viridiplantae, Streptophyta, Magnoliopsida, Rosales, Rosaceae. Gene Ontology annotation, molecular function: hydrolase activity, acting on ester bonds. The transcript is spliced from 6 exons. The coding region runs from base 48 to 1118 and encodes 356 amino acids. The record is from RefSeq and is a predicted model, not a curated record.
CUACUUUAUUAUUUCAUAGUGAGAGAGAUUCAAAGACGGAAGUGACAAUGUGGAUGGCUUUAGCUACCACCAUUUUCACAACCAUGGUAGCCGUCGCUUCAUCGGCAGCGUCUACCGUGACCUUCGUCUUCGGUGACUCCUUGACAGAAGUAGGGAACAACAACUAUCUGUCGUAUUCUCUUGCAAGGUCAAAUUAUCCUUGGUAUGGUGUCGAUUAUGACGGUGGUCGAGCUACUGGGAGGUUCACUAAUGGAAGAACCAUUGGCGACAUAAUAUCCAAAAAGCUUGGGAUUCCAUCACCACCACCUUAUCUAUCCUUGGCACAGAAUGAUGAUGCACUGCUUAAAGGGGUUAAUUAUGCAUCUGGUGGAGCAGGAAUACUCAAUGACACUGGACUCUAUUUUAUUCAGAGAAUGUCGUUUGAUGAUCAAAUACAAAAUUUCAACAAGACAAGGGAAGCCAUCAAGGCUAAGAUUGGGGCAGAGGCUGCAGCCAAGCUUUGCAGUGAAGCCAUCUACUUCAUUGGACUUGGCAGCAAUGAUUAUGUCAACAAUUACCUGCAACCCUUUUUAGCUGAUAGUCAGCAGUACACUUAUGAUGAAUUUGUGGAAUUAUUGUUCCGUACCUUAGAGGGACAACUUAAGAGGCUCUACCAGCUGGGUGCCCGAAAGAUGGUGUUCCAUGGUCUCGGACCACUUGGCUGCAUUCCUUCUCAGAGGGUGAAAUCAAAGACAGGCCAGUGCUUGAAAAGAGUGAACGAGUGGGUGCUAGAAUUCAACUUCAAAGUACAAAAGCUCAUUGCCUCUCUUAACAGGCAGCUCCCACAGGCAAAGCUCUCAUUUGCAGACACGUAUGGAGACGUCUACGACUUAAUCCAAAACCCUACCGCUUAUGGGUUCAAGGUUUCGAACACUUCGUGUUGCAAUGUGGACACAGACAUUGGAGGGCUAUGCUUGCCUAAUUCAAAGCUAUGCCCCAACCGGAAAGACUACGUAUUCUGGGAUGCAUUCCACCCAUCCGACGCAGCCAAUGCGGUUCUCGCAGACAAACUCUUCUCGAGGCUAUUUUCCCCGAUUCCUUCCAGUGCACCAACACCAACACCAGCACCUUCACCCUAGUUGGCAUCUCUGGCCAUGAUAAUUGAAGCAUAUAUAGUAGAGAACCAUUGAGGCAAUAAUGCAAGCAAGGUUCUAUAAGACGUGAGCGGCAAGUACGAGCUUGGUGACUAUGUAUCCAAACGGGGCCUAGGUGUUUUUUUAAUUUAAAUUAAAUUUAUUA